Messenger RNA from Sycon ciliatum, 10270 nucleotides. RefSeq names its product mucin-12-like. Gene Ontology annotation, molecular function: protein kinase binding. Gene Ontology annotation, biological process: centrosome-templated microtubule nucleation; centrosome duplication; mitotic spindle assembly. The record is from RefSeq and is a predicted model, not a curated record. The coding region runs from base 227 to 9709 and encodes 3160 amino acids. Lineage: Eukaryota; Metazoa; Porifera; Calcarea; Leucosolenida; Sycettidae. The transcript has 38 exons. Gene Ontology annotation, cellular component: centriole; pericentriolar material; cytoplasm.
AGCCUGUUGCAGCUGCUUUUUGACUUCGAGAUCGAAAUUUUGAAGUGGUAUUGAAGCAGGUGCAGUGGCUGACUACAUGGUGUGAAAGCCAAAAUAGUUCAAUCACGAAUAGUGUCGAGCGUACAAAAUUGAAUGGGAAAUGUGAGAGAAAGAAGUACCUGGUCAAGCCAUUGGCUGGUAAUUGAAUUUCUCUUUUGGACAUAGAGAAAUCAAUGUAACAGGCAUAAUGGAACGCACUGAUAUACCAGCUGCAAUGUCAACUGCUCAAAGACCCGUUCCUAAUCCUGAAGAGUGGACUGCCCUACGGCAAAUCUCUCCUAUUGAUCACCCUGUAUCACAGCUGCAUCUUUUUUCUCCACCGCGGCCGGGUGAUGAGUCAUCUUAUGGUCUCCUGGAUGUGAACAACCUUGUCCCUGAUACAACUCAGCUUUUUGCUGGCAAUGCUGGAGAUGCUGAUACAACACUAAAUCGCUUGGCCCAAGAGAUGGUGAACACUUCUCGGCCAGCCACCUCAGGAAUGUCAUCAACUAGUGCACUGGUCUCACUUGGCGUAGAUGACAUUUGUGAACUAAACAGUGACGGUGACUCCUCUGUACCUUCGGCUUUGACCCACUCAGCUAUUGUUAGCGAUGCGAAUGCCGUAGCUCGUGCCUUGAGCAAUCAAAGUAUUGGAUCACUGGAGCCAUCUGUUGCAUCUCUUAUAACAGCACUGUCCCAACAGCAGACCGAGGUAUUCACUGACAGUUCAGCACACCGCCUCUCAUCCAGUGUUCACGAGGCAACACAACCGGAAGACUGGUCCAGAGAUGUUCAGCGCAUUGCAUCAUCUCUAACUGGCUUGGAUAAUUUCAAAUCUGCCAGCCAUAUGUCCGGGAUUGAUCAAAGUGCCACUGCUUCACCCACUACUGCAGCUUAUGAUCAAGCCAUGCAUGCAUCUACAUAUUCAACGGUUUCCCCUCACAACACCAACUCUAUGAGUUCAACGUCAGCCCAAAGCAGUGGAAAUUUUAGCUCCAGCCUGGCUGAUAGUGAUGCACACUACCCUUCUGGUGCUAUUCAGCAUUAUGACGGGACAAUAAGUAGUGGUGACCAACAGCAUACUGCAAGUAGAGACUAUGAACAGGUACGCAUGGUGCCGGGUCAGGAGGUGGAUGUUGAUGGUCUAUUGCCUUCAGUUGCAUCUACUAGCAUGAUAGCAACAGCCAGUGAGAGCCUGGGGAGAUUCCCAUUGCCCGGCCAAGAGCAUUCUCCGACUGGCAGUGCAUCUAAUGUUUCAGCAUCAGCACGUCCUCUGGGUGAGGGUCAAGAUAGUGGUGGUGAUCAAGCUAGCCUGUUUCGCAACUACUUGAACCCCAGUGAUGCUGGUGUACUUCUUGCACAGUACAUAGCCAGUCAGCAGCAGCAUACACUGGGCGAUGAUAAUACUGGUGACUAUGCUAGCCAAAGUGACCAUAGCUUCUCUGCAGACAGCGGUAGUCCAGAUGCUUCUAUGGGUGCUCCACGAGGUUGUCGACGACCACUUUCAUCCCCACUUGGAUCAUCUCUUACCGGAUCGUCUAACGUACUGGGAAUGAGUCCAUCUAUUAGUGGUACUCCUGUACACGGCCUUUCUCCAUCACACUCCCUUGGUAGCGUGUCAGAUUUAUCUAGCCAUGGCCUGCCGUCUAACAACCCAUACUCGAUUCCUCGCACUCAGGGUGUCGGUGUUGGUCUUUCUCAAGGUGAUUUAGCAAGCUCGGCUGACAGUGCAAGCUUGGUAUUGGCUCCUGGAUCAGAGACAGAUGCAGUAGUAUCCGAACCAUCGUCAAUUGCGGGUGCUGUGUCAAUGACUAUUGAACAACCCCCCUGGCUUGCUUCAUUACGCCAAGGUCCCAGUGGUCAACCUUAUGAUCGGCCGGAUGUUCUUGGCGAAGUCAAUGUCUCUGGAUCUUCAGUAGCGGCACCAAUACCGGUGUCCUCUACUGCAUUGACUCCAAUGUCUUUAGCUGACAUUGAAGCUCAUGCAACUUUGGAUUAUCAGUCUCAAGCACCAAGCACAGCCACGGCGUAUCAAGCCAUACUAAGCAGCACUGGACCCAGCAUACGUAGUAGUGCCACAGCUAAGUCUGCUCUAACUGAUAGCAGUCCAGUACAAGCAUCCAAAAGUCCAAGGUCAGUGGUAUCGCUAGCAGCACGAUUCGAUCAGCCAGCUCACUCAUCAUCCAGUCUGGAAAGUUCUCAGCAUUAUGGUGCUGCUGAAUGUUAUACAUCAUGGUCACGACUGGAAGAUGGCGCUGCUCCAGUAGAUUCCAACGCUGCAGCAGCGUUUGAGAUGGAUCUACGUGAUCCUGACUGCUUUGCCGACAUGCCCCAACAGGAUGGCAGCCUGUACGGUGAUAUAGAAUUUGCUGGUGAUGGCUAUCAACAACUGGAUGGUGAAGACUUUGUCCCCACUGGUGCUGGUGUCAGUGAGUUACUUGAUGCUGAUCAGCAGGAGAAUGCACGUGAGUACCAGUUUGAUCCUGCCUUCAUCAAUAGCAUGUCUGCUGGUUCUGAUCAACUAGAUUUCUCUUCUGGACCAGUAUUCACCGCUGACAAGUCAACAUUGCCUAGUAGCGCAGGUCCAGUAUUGACCACUGACAAGUCAACAUUGUCCAGUAGCGCAGGUCCAGUAUUGACCACUGACAAGUCAACAUUGCCUAGUAGCAGCGCUACACAUAGUACUCGUGGUACUAGUCAGGAUUUGCUAGUCACUACGGCAACAGCAGCAGCAGCAGUCGUUCCAAUUUGCACGUCAUCUGCUGAUCAAAACCUGUCUACUGCUUCCGUUCAAGCACAUGUCGUCAGGGAUUUCACAACUGAUGUGGUCACACCAAGUAAAGCUGUUUCAGGCCUGUCUGCUCAUCAUCUGUCCCACUUACCCAGGAGCACUGGUCCAUUCAGCAAGCUCUCCAAUGACUCCAGCAGUGCUGACAUCUUUCAAUCGGAGCCGUCGCCGGGUGCAUAUUUUGCCGCCCGCAGCAGUGUACUUGGAGGCUUGGAUGACCUAUCAGUCCUCAACUCUGCUCAACGUCCACAUUUUGACAUGAGUCAUCCUCUAUUCAGCCCACCUGGAGCUGGCGCAGCAUCCUCUGGGAACGCAUCUACUCUCUCUGACAGUGUCAUGUUCAGCAAGCCUUCUUCUGCGUCUAAUGGGGAUGCCGUGUGUAGCCCUUCAAAGCUGACGCAGUACCACAAGCCCGACACUCACAGCAGUGGCGGCAAGCGGUCAACAUUUACGUCCUACUCCGGCUCCCACCUGCCACCGUCGCUAGUUGGGUUGGAUGACAGCGCGGUUCAGAAGCAUGUGCAGGGUGCACUUCAUAUGGCUACUCCACCUAAUGUACGUCAAUUACUACAGUCAUCACCUCACAAGUCAGGCUUGCACAGUGACGGUUAUGUUGAGACUACAACUGCUACCCCUUCCUUUACUGCUGCUACUUCUGUUGCUCCUUCAGCUGGUGUAGUGUCGUCUGAUGACGUCAGCACGUUGUUGAAUGAAAUUCGAACAGUUGCCGAGGCAACAUCGAGCCACAUGGUAGCUGCGCACAGGCAGUUUUCUGGCACACACGCUCAUCCUGACCAAGUACCUACUAGCAGUACUCUAGACAGCAUUCAUCGUAGUGUGCAUCCGCCUGUGACUACCAGUUCCUAUGCUGCUAGUGAUGCACCUCCGCUGGCAAGAGGUGACGUGACUGAUGAAGCAUAUACCCAUACUGCACCACAUCCAUCAAAUGCGUCGGACAUAUUUCUCUCGCCCAGUCGUGUUUUGAGACCAAGUUACACACUGGGAGAGUUUGUGGAGACCAUGAAUGUUCCGAACGAUUCUGUCUUGGCAGAUAUGACUAUGACUGAGUAUAGCAGCAGUAGUGCUCUCACUGUUCGUACCGGUGAACAGCACCCGCAGCACUUGCAAUCACAUAGCCUUGAGCCGCAACGUCUUCUAGAUGCAGCACAGUCUCCUGUACGACCAUCUAAUAUGGUUACGCCUGGUGCCAACUCAUUCCCAGCAGCCUACUUGGAUGGAGAUGUAUCCAUGGGUCGUGACUCAGUAGCUUCCUCUGCAUUCAGUACUACCUUCUCCAGUAGCAGUUCUAUGUACAACACUCGUGAUGGCGAUAGUCCUAGCAAGUUGUCUAUGACUACGGAUGGUGACAGUGCUCCUGCUGCUCCUACUGCUCAUGCUGCUCAUCAGUAUGUCAAUACUCUCAUCCAUGGUGAAGAUGAAGAAGGAAGUGAUGACAACGAGGAGAAAACUCUUAGUCUAGCACCGGGUGAGGAAGACGUCACUCCUGUAAGAAUGUUUACUCAUACCAGUCUGCAAUCGGUUUCUUCUGGACCAGUUGAAACUGAUAGAUUACAGCACAGCUUUGUCACAAGCAGUUUACUUACUGUUGCUACUCAAUCUAGUGUUGGGAAGAAUGACAGUACACAUGGCCACUCAGUUUCUCGUGCUGAGGACUCACAGCUGAGCAAAAGUGCUAGUCCCCGCUCGGGCUCUGCUAGCAGUUCCAAUGUGCAGCACGAUGUGGCAGCUAGUGAUUUGCAGUCCGAUGGUAUGGAAGUGACUGUCAAAGUCUCUGUACAGCUCGAUUCUAGUAUAGCUGCGUCACCCACCAAGCUCGCUGGUCAUCAAUCACCAAAGUAUCGGACUGAUGAUAGAACUGCCAUGUCCUCUGCUACUGCCGCACCAGCCGCUUCUGCUACUUCUGCUACUUCUGCUACUGGACCGAAUACCAGUGUGACGACCAGUAGAAGUCUGAAUCAACCACCGUCUUCAGCCUAUCAUUCUUCUUCAGCAACAGCAGCAGCAUCGCAUACUCCGGUGAAAGUAACUGUAUCACCGGCAUCGUCUCAGCGAUCUCCUACCCAGGUGGCUCCAUCAAAAUCCCCUGCUAAAUCUAGCCCUCUUCCAUCACCACUGCAGCGCGUUGUCCAACCGAAAAACAUUGAGAAAUGGCUGUCUGAGCUGCUCCAACAUUCUCCAGGCUCAUCACCUCGCAAUUCUCCUGGCAAUUCUCCUGGGAAAUCACCUAGAAGCAAAGAAGCUGUGAUGCAACUAGAGACAGCAAAAAGGAAAGUUCUCCAGCCGGAUUACAUUUCUCCUGGCCAGAAGUCAGAUAGCUAUCAGGAAUCACUGGAUUCUUCGAUGUCCACACUUGCACGCAAUCUUUCUGACAGUUUUCGGAGGGAUGGUGCAGAGCUGCUGGACAGCGCUGCAGAGACACCUAUACUAUCUGCUGGUCACUCUCCACCGCAGCUUGCUAGACAGCAGUAUAACACUGAUCCGAUACUGUCUUCUCAGAAUACACCCACCACCACUGGCCUAUCAACAAUCAACAGGCAACCUAUUGCGACUGCUGCUGAUAUCGCAGUUUCGUCACAUGUGUCUGCUACACAUGGACGCAAUGAAGGCAGAGUGCUCGGUCAGCAGUCGCCACUAAGAGCUACAGCAGCGACCACCCAGCUGCACAGUCAUUCAACACAAUCGUGGUCUCAAAUCGACUCUUCUCUCGAGUCAUCCCAAUCUGUUGUGGUGCCCAGCGAGACUUCUUUCUCAACGCCGGUCGUUCACGAAUACGAGAAGAACAGGUCGCGUCCUCCCGUACCUCCAUCCACUACAGCUGGCCUGAGCCAAUCACCCCGAUCAUCCCAGGGUAGUCAUAGUAUUGGGCCGGUUGUAAUGCCCGCUACUUAUGCUGUGCGUGGUAUACAAUGUGUGGGAGUUCCGGUGGCUCUUCUACUGCCAGUACGGAAUUCCGGCACGAAAUGGCUUAAAUCUGCUAUUGAACUCAGAACAGUUGAUGGAAGCACGCUCCCUGAGGAAAUGUCUUUAUUUCAAGUGUCGCCUCGUAUGACUUUAGGACCCUUGAAGACAGAUGAUAUUCAGAUCACUUGCCUACCUCAUGCAGCAGGUUCUUUCUCAGUUGAACUGGUCAUGACAUCAAGCCCUGUCAUUGAAGAUAGCUCAGCUAUUGGACAGGAGAGUUCCGUUAUCAGUCGUUGUGUUCUUAGUGUGAAUGCUAUUGAAGCUCGUCUUCAUGUUGUACGACCACCUGCAGCCAUACCAGGUCUGCCAGAAGUGCAGACUAGUCUAUCUGCGUUGACCAAGGCUGACAUUGAUCUUGGUCAAACUCUAGCUGGGACGACUCGUUAUCAUCCAGUUUGCUUACGGAAUCUAAGCAACAUCAGCCUUCCUGUUCGACUGCUCAUCUGCUCUGACAAGUCAUCGUCAGUCAACACGUUCUCAUUUGUUUCUUCACCGGACUCGUUGCCAUAUCAGUGCAGUCAAUUAAAUAGCACACUAACUCUGUUACCGCCAUCACCACUAACUUCCCUAUCAACUGUUGCCUGUACAUCUAUUCCACCAUGUCAGACCAAUGAGUACUGCGUGGCAUGGAUAUGUUUCAAGGCGCCUUCCCAGGAUUCAUCAGAUGUGUCCGCCGCUGCGUCUACUCUCAGUGAUUACUCUUGUACUGUACAAGUGGAGCUGGAUGUUGUUGCUGAUUUCCCUCUUGCUUCUGUACAUUUCACAUCGUGUGUCGGUUGGGCAAGACUGCAUGCACCUCGCUCAAUGCAGGCUCUGACAUUUGCAGCUUCUCCUGACAAGCCAGCACAUCGCACUGUUCCCUUGCGCAAUGUUGGCAAUGUGCCUUGUAAUGUGGAGCUGGGCAUUAGCCCUCCUAGUGCACUGUUUACUGUCCAUCCGACAUCAUUUACAGCAGUACCCCAACAGGAGGUGGAAGUCCGUGUCACGUUCUUAUGUUCUAUUGCCCAACAUUCUGCUGGAAGCUAUCUAGUAAUGACAGUCAAAGAGAAUGGGAACCAGUAUGAACUAUUGCUACGUGGAACAACCUCCGACUAUUUACACACUAACGGUCAUGCAGCAGCACUGCCUGCACCAGACCUAGCCGUGUCCAAGUCUUUGCUAUCUUGCAAUCGCAAUCAAGUGACAUUUGCUGGUGUUGCUCUGCGAGAAAGCCGUGAGGAAGUCCUUACUCUGUGUAAUACAUCCUACACAGAAGAUGUAGUGCUGGAGAUAUCUGUUCCGGACCAUAGUGAUGUGUUGCAGGUGUUGUUACCAGUGUACAAGCCAACACCAGUACAUACUGAAACACAUGCAACGUCUCUUGGCAAGAGCAGCCAAGAUCAGCCAGUGACUAAGCUUGGGCCCCAGGAGAGCAUUAGAGUGACAUUGAAGUUUACAGCUCGCCAACAAGCUGCUAUCAAGUCAUUUUGUCUCAUCCGCGACUUGAAGCAUGCCAUGAAAUUUCAGAUUCCUCUGUUUGCAUAUGGCGGGCAUUGUGACAUUCAGGCAUUGGGUAGUCUACAUAACAAACCUCUGACAAGGAUAAAGUUGGGACAGCUUGGCAAGCAACGAUCAAUCAGUAAACUAGUUGUGGAGAACCGUGGAGAAAGAGAUGGUUUUGUCAAGAUCCUCUGUUUUGAAGAUGAGAAACUUAGUACGCUAGUACCGGCAGAAUGUCUGACAGUAUCUCCCGUUGAUGCCAUCAUUCCUGCUGGAAAGUCCAAGCAAUUCCUUGUGAUCGUGGAGCCAGCUGCCUGUGGCAAGCACUCUGUCCUGGGUAGUCGUCAUGACAGCGCAUCACUGGCAGCGCUGUGUCUACACAGUGGGGAUGAGCUGGCUCGUUGCCGAUGGAGGCGCCUCUGUCGAACAGUCGGUGAGGUCUCCUCUACUCCUAAUUCUCCUGGCCACACCUCCUCUUGCGCAACAGCUGAUGAUGAUGGUGGUGGUGGUAAUCGUUCACAACCGGUGUGUCCUGGACUCAGUAAAGCGGGUCUGCAUCGUCCUGUUGCCGGUGAAAAUCUUGAGCUUCGUGAUUUGCAGACCUAUUCUGCGUCUGCUAGCCUCGUUGAGGAACAGCAAUUGUUUGAGUCUGGUGUUCAACAACAAACUAUACAAAUUGUAGCAACACUCACUCCACCGCUUAGUGUUCCUGGCCGCAACACUGCGUCAAGAAAGAAGAAAGCUAUCACAACGACUGCUGGCGAUACACAAGCUAUGGGUGACUUGUUACAGCAGCUAGGCAGGGACAGGCCUGUGGCAGAGUCUAAUGGUGGAAAGUCUUUGAGGGCCAUGCCAGACAUGGAGCAUGAGUUUGAUUUCCAACAGUUCCCUCCAUCACAACACAGCUCAACAGCAGUAGCAGCAGCAGCAGUCAGUACAGCAACAGCUACAGUCUCAACAACUGGGAAAGUACCGAACACCAGGUCUGCAAUAUCAAGUUCAUCAUCGAAACACAUGACUGAUGCUGAUUGGUUGCUGUCGCCGACCUUAGUCACAUUGAAACCCGUUGGGCAUGGGGAGAACGCAGGUACUAUCAAGAUUCAAAACCUAUCUAACCAGCCAUGCAAAUUCGGUGUUCACUGGCCUGGUUAUUUGCUACGUGUAUCACCAGACCAUGGCAUUGUACCGGCUCGGGGCAGCCUAGCUGUGUCUGUGACGUUGAAAGUGUCAGCUGAUAUCUCCUAUCCACCAAGCACUACACUAACGUUUACGUGCGGGCAGACAAGGAAGGAUGUUAUCAUCAAUGUUGCAUCCACUCUCCAGUACCCCUUUUCUCCUUCUGUUGAGCAAGACAAAUCUACAUCAUUGCCAGAUUCACAGGCAGCACCAACAGCAACACCAGCAGUCGCCGGUACACUGAAGACGACUGUGGGAAAGAAAUUACGCGAUAAGCCUACUUCAACGUUAUUGUCACAGGAUGAUGGUGGUAGUGCAGUUCAUAAUGCACCAUCAUCAUCAUCUCUUCGAACUAUUGCCUUCCCACCGGUUCCCAUUGGACAAUCAUCUGAAUCUGGUGUUUCUCUGAACAAUGUGACAUCGUCCGUAAUGAAGUGGCAAGUCUUGUCUCUGAGACCAGCCUAUGUGAUGCCGGUUGGAAGUGACAUGUUUGAAAGUCAGGCACUGUAUGCAGCGUUUGUAGUGGAUGGUCGUUAUGGUGCACUAGAUCCACUGCAGAACAAGGAGAUCCAUGUGACAUUUGAACCACGUGACGUUGGUACAUUCUCUCAGCUCUGGCAGGUUGAGUACACACUACCAGAUCAUAAGGGAGGGUCAGUUAGCAGUCAGCGCAAACGUACUCAGCAGCUGAUGUUUACUGGCAAGGGUUUGCCACAGUUCCCACAAGGUGCCCACAUGAUGAAGUCAGUUGUCACCAGUGCAAGUAGUGUACUGUCAUCAUCACUGCAUGCUGUGACUACUGCUGUUCCUGAAAGCUACUCAUCCAUCGACGCACCACAGGACGCUGGCACUCGGUAUAAACAUGCCACCAUCGGAUCAGCCGUUGAAACGGGAGCUAGCAAGGUUUCAACCCCAGGUCAUCGAGAUAAGAAAUUCACCAAGACUGGAUCCAGCCAGGUCUCAGCUGACAUAGAAAUUCUCAAAUUCUCUGUUGAGUCACUGAGCACCUCUUCAGUGCUGAAGGCAUCCAUCAGUAACCGUGCCCACCAUGCGCAUGAACUGUGUGUCACUUCUGUGGACAGUCCAUUCACAGUCAGAUCAAGUCAUCGCCAGUUCACUUUAAGGGCCAGAAGUUGUGUACGCCUACCCGUUCACUAUCAACCUUCGAGUGCAGGCUACCAUGAAGGUGUUCUGUGCCUAUCCAUACCUGCACUCAACCAUACCCUGACUGUACAGCUCGAAGGUAGCUGCUGCUCGCCACACUGAACACAAUAAACAAUUUACUCCGGACACACUUGAACCUAACAAUAUAUCUCUUUCAACGAACCAUGCUAAUUUCACCUUUUUUUUUUAACUGCAUUGGUCGGCAUGUGCAUGCAAUAGUGCAAAAAAACUAUCGCCCGUAUAGAAUGCGUGACAUGAUAUUAUUGUGAUACAUGCUGUACGUUGAAGUUAAAGGUCAUCCUGCUUUGUUUACGUUGAUGAUGGUGAGGAUUGUUUGCUGUCGGCAGACACUUGACUGAUGGAUUUCCUUACCGGCUGGCUUGUGUUUUUUUUAAAAGUACAGUGCCUACUUUGAACCGUUUCUGUCCUGCCUGUGUUGUUGUAUAGUGCAAGCUAUAGUACAAUGUAUAGAUAUUAUAGAUAUAGAGCAGUUCUACUAGUUACAUGCAUCUGAUUUACAAAAACGACAAAUAAUAAUAUGACGUACCCCUUAUCAAUUUAUCAUCCAUGGCACGGCUUCUCCACUAUUUUCCACGUCGCUCCACCAUUGCUUUUUUUAAAUUAGAGUUGUGGUGAACGGUUUCUAGACUAUUUUCUCACUUG